This is a messenger RNA of Helicoverpa zea (corn earworm), 3121 nucleotides long. Its product is annotated as importin subunit alpha-1-like. Gene Ontology annotation, biological process: NLS-bearing protein import into nucleus. Gene Ontology annotation, molecular function: protein binding; nuclear import signal receptor activity. NCBI's taxonomy places the organism in Eukaryota, Metazoa, Arthropoda, Insecta, Lepidoptera, Noctuidae. The transcript has 11 exons. Gene Ontology annotation, cellular component: nucleus; cytoplasm. Bases 95 to 1621 code for a protein of 508 amino acids. The record is from RefSeq and is a predicted model, not a curated record.
UGAUUUCCGUCCGUUUAUCUUUUGAAAUAAAAAGUUGGUCGUUUCUCACACGAUUUGCUUUUGAUUAUAAUUAAUUCAAUUUCUAAUAAUCAUAAUGUCUGAAAAAACUCAUUCUUCACGUUUGUCGUCGUACAAAAGCGCAGGACAUGGAACAACAGAUCUCCGUCGCAAACGUGCAGAGCUCAGUGUGGCUCUCCGCAAGCAGGCUCGCGAUGAACAGAUCCUCAAGAGAAGGGCGAUGUCCCCGGAGGCCGGGGAGGGCCAGGAUAAUGAGAAAGUCUUCACUCCUGCAGAGAUUGUGCAAGGUCUUCGUGCCCCAGACCUGCCAACGCUCACAGCAUCAGCUCGGGCAGCUCGCCGCAUGCUCUCCAAGGAGCAGAACCCUCCCAUCACACCGAUGGUCAGCGCUGGAGUCAUCAAGCCUUUGGUGGAUGCCUUGGAUCGGGAUGAUUGCCCUGAUCUUCAGUUUGAAGCAGCCUGGGCGAUCACCAACAUUGCUUCCGGCACCCAUGAACACACCAUGGCUGUUGUUGAUGGCGGAGCCAUACCCAAACUAGUCGCUCUCCUAGCCCAAGGCGGCAUAGUAGGCGAACAAUGUGCCUGGGCUCUCGGCAACAUCGCUGGCGACGGACCACAAACCCGGGACGCCGUGCUGUCCCAAGGAGCCCUAGCUGUCUUACUGCCUCUGAUGACCAGUACCACCACCUCCACCCAGCUGAGAACAGCCGUGUGGACUUACAGCAACUUUUGCAGAAACAAGAACCCAUUGGUGAAAUUCGACUACGUGGCUCCCGCCUUGCCCUACAUAGCCGAGCUUUUGGAGAUCGCCGAUCAAGAUGUUUUGGCGGAUGCAUGCUGGGCCCUAUCCUACCUAACAGACGGGCCAAACGAACGCAUAGAAGCAGUCCAGCUGACUCCCAACCUACUCCCCAGAGUCAUUGCAUUGCUAGAGCACAAGUCCCCAGCAGUCCGCACCCCAGCACUGAGGUCUAUCGGCAACAUGCUCACUGGCUCUGAUGAACAGACAGACCGAUGCCUAGACGCCAGCUGCCUCCCCCCCAUCAUGUCUCUCCUCCGCUGCGGCAAGCCGUCGCUCAUGAAGGAGGCCGCCUGGGCCGUCAGCAACAUCCUCGCCGGCACCCAGCAGCAGAUCCAGCGAGCCAUACAGGGAGGAGUGCUGGGGCAUUUGCUGCAUGUGCUUGCCACUGAGGAUAUCAAAUGCCAAAAAGAAGCAGCCUGGGCGAUCACCAACCUCUGCUUAGGCGGAACUCCUGAGCAGCUAGACGCCCUCAUCACCGCUGGAUUCUUGGAGCCCUACUGCUCUUUGUUACAUGCUGCAGACCACAGAGCCAUUUCUGUUGUGUUGGAUGGACUUACUAACUUGUUGCAGGCGGCUGUGAAAUAUGGUCAAGUAGACCCUCUGUGCAUGAGACUUGAAGAGAUUGGUGCUUUGGACCAAAUCGAAAACUUACAACAGCAUGAAAAUGAACAGAUUUACAAGAAAGUCCUGCACAUCUUAGACACAUAUUUCGGCGAGACUGACGACCCGAUCGCUCAGCCCGAGCAGACGGAAGCAGAAUAUCAAUUCGGAACCACUGGCAAUCAGAAUAUUAACUUUUAGUUCAUAAGCUUAUAAAUAACUGUAGUUUGUAAGAAAAAACUUUUGUUACUACUCUCUAAAUCUAUAUACCUAUAUAAAAGAAAGUAGUGUUUUAUAACUCAAGAAUGGCUGAACGGCUUAAGCUGAAAAUUAGAGGGGAGGUAGCCUAGACCCGGGAGGAUAUAGGAUAAUUUUUGUCACCAUCCGGGACGCGGGCGAAACCGCGUGUAGAAGCUAGUAUGAUAUAAUAUAAAUAUACGUGUAACUCCUUCCCGCUCCGAUAACAUUAACAGCCUUACUUAUAAACGUUGCUUAAGCAUGUCUUAACUAACAUUUAAUCACUACUUAAGGCUUUGAGUAGUAAUUAGUUAAAAUGAUGCUUAGAAGAUGAUUAGAGAUUUUUAUAAGUAAGGCUGUUAGUCUAUAUGUUAUUCUGAGUUAAAGCUGUAUCAAAAUCUGUUCAGCAUUAGCAUGAUUAAUAAAAAAUAUCCAAAUACCAACUUCCACAUAUUAUUUUAUUAAUCGCAGCAGUGUUUGUAACACGAAAUUCCAUUGGUUAUUUAAAAUGUUCUACGCUCUGCUUCUGUGGAGUCUUGGCCUAUUGAGUGCAAAUGUAUUUAGAGAGUAGUUAUCAAACCUUUAGUUAUAAUAAACUCUCGUUACAGUACAAAAAAUAGAAAAAAAAUAUACAAUAAGAAAAUCAUUUUGUUUUAUCCAUAUUGACAACUUUUAAAAACAUCUGUAUUUCAGAAAUUAUUUUUAAGUUUUUCAAUUUGUUAAGUUGUGGUAGGAUAGAGGAAUCCUGUAUGUUUAUUCCUAAUUUAACCAAAAUAUCAAGCUGGUCUUGAUUCUACCUUUAGUGAGAUAAUAAUUUAAAUAUAAGUUCAUGCAUAAUUUAGUGAAAUUCAUCAUCUUCUUGCCAAUAUAUUUCUGUUCAUAUCAUGUCUUUUUUCCCAUACAUUGUCAUAAAUGUCUAGCUGUUUUACAUGUUGGGAUCAGCUUCCAGUCUAACCGGAUGCAGCCGAGUACCAGUAUUUUCUUCUCAAUACAGUUAUCAUUCCAUAUUUUUAUCAGUUUAACCAACUUCACGAAUAGAAGGAGAUUGUCAUCCAUUUGUCAUUUUCUGUUUCAUGUUAUAAAAAGGCUGAAAAAUCAUUUAGGGACCAAUUUUUAGCUUAACUUCAUUAUAAAACUGAUUUUUGAUAACUUUUUAGAAAUAAUUAUUUUUGCUACCUUAUAUAAUGUGGUCUUAAAAAAGUACUAGGUAUUAAUCACCGUCUAGAACAAAGUUGAAGUUCUAAACCCCGGUACUUUUUAAAACCACGUUCUAUUAUAAAGUAGAAAGUGCUUUUGAUACAAAAUAGUGCCUUUUUUUACUUAUAUUCGAAAAUACUUAUAAAACUCAAUAUAUGUCAAAAUUUUUGAAAUGUGUUGAUCAAUUUUCGAGCUUAUCAGAACUGAAAUUCUUAUAGUUAUUGUUGUAAGUUUUUUUUUUUAUAUUAAACGUGUUAUUUUUCGUAA